This is a messenger RNA of Diachasmimorpha longicaudata, 2300 nucleotides long. Its product is annotated as innexin inx7-like. Gene Ontology annotation, biological process: phototransduction. Gene Ontology annotation, molecular function: gap junction channel activity. Gene Ontology annotation, cellular component: plasma membrane; gap junction. The record is from RefSeq and is a predicted model, not a curated record. NCBI's taxonomy places the organism in Eukaryota, Metazoa, Arthropoda, Insecta, Hymenoptera, Braconidae. Bases 332 to 1564 code for a protein of 410 amino acids. The transcript has 8 exons.
AAGUGGUAAAAUGAGGUUUUUCUUGGAGGGAAUGCAGAACUACAACGAAUUAAUGGCGGAAUGGCAGAAGAUGUCUGAGUAAUUUCUGGAAGAAUAUUUCUGAAGCUGAGGUACUGAUUGGAGCCUUAUUUCAGAUAAACCUUAUGUGGAUAUAGUUACAGCUCAGACUGUACACCGUACCGGCAUGCUCGCAGUCUCGACGACAGAAUGAAAGCAGACUAGGUAUACGUCGUUAGCAAGGAAUAUCUCGAUUCGUCAGUGUGACCUGUCCAUCAUUUUGUAUCCUUUGUCCCUUUGAAUCACACUGAAUCCACUAAAGAAAUAGACAAGGAUGACUGCGUCCGUUCUGGGUAGUUUUUCCGUCCUUAAGGAUCAUGUCAAGCUAAAAGUCGUGCAGGACGCCCCUGUCAUUGACAACAUCGUUUUCAGACUGCAUUAUCGAGCCACAUUCGUCCUACUCUUGAUUGGAUCUCUGCUUGUCUGUUCCAAGCAAUUCUUCGGAGAUCAUAUAAAAUGUAUGAUAGAUAAAGAAACGGAUAAAAUACUGAGCGCUGUUGUCAACUCGUUCUGCUUCUUCUCCUCCACUUUCACGAUCACAAAAUAUAUGAACGCUUCGUACCUGAAUGCAAAUCGUAUACCCCAUCCUGGAGUUGGUCCCUACACUGGGGCAGAGGAGACGGUACAUCAUGCGUAUUAUCAGUGGGUGCCAUUUGUCCUGUUCUUCCAAGCAAUCAUAUUCUACAUACCUCAUUACCUCUGGAGAGGAGCCGAAGGUGGUCGUUUGAAGAAACUCGUUUCUGGACUACACAUGGCAGCUCUAUCCCUCCAGGACGAGAAAAUAGAGGUGUCAAAGGACGUAUCGAUUCCCUCGAAAGCCGAUCACAUGAAGAAAAUCCAGCUUAUUCGAAAUUACUUCGUCGCCAAUCUUCGCGUCAAUCGAACCUGGGCUUACUACCUCGGUAUCUGCGAGACGUUAAAUCUUGUCAAUGUGAUACUGCAGAUUUAUCUUACGAAUUCCUUCCUCGGUGGUUCCUUUCUGGAUCUUGGUGUGCGCGUUGUCGAGUACGAUGAUUGGACCAGUGGGGUGUCACCACUGGACAUGGUAUUCCCCAAAGUCACCAAGUGUAUUUUCCACAAGUACGGAGCCUCCGGGGGAGUUGAGAAGUGGGAUGCUCUCUGUGUUAUGGCAUUGAACAUCGUCAAUGAAAAGAUUUACCUGUUCCUCUGGUUCUGGUUCAUCAUCCUCGCGCUUAUCUCUGGAGUUGCUGUCGUCUGGAGACUUGCCAGCAUGUUCUUGUACUCAAAGAGUGAUCGUUUCAAUCGUGUACUAUUUUCUAUGGCCUGUCCUGGCUACUCCAAACCCUGGUAUGCCCUCCAAAUGGUUCGCGACUAUCACUUCGGCGACUGGUUGUUUCUGUACUACAUUGCCAAGAACCUGGACAACUACGCGUUCACAGAGCUGCUGUCGCAGUUGGAGGAGGAAAAGACGAGUCAGGGUGACACUCAUUACAAUCAGGCACUGUCCAUACUGGAAGACGGCGAGACGCUUUUCAAGAAGGUUUAGAGAGGGUAUCAUUGAAGGGCUCCUUACUUUUAAUUCGUUUAUUAGGAUGAAACGAAGUUUAUUAUCUGAUAAUUUUUUUUUUUUUUUUGAAAAUUGAAUCCGAAAGAAUUUUUCAUUUCUCUGAGGAAUUCCGUGGGAGUUCCAUGAAAAUUUGUGUUCACAUUAUAUCGUUUUUUUGGGCUAAUUUUAUUGACAAAUAAUUACGCUAAUUGGUCGCGUGUUUUUCAGUUUAUUUGUGAUAGAAAACUUGAAUUUCGAAUUUAAGUCCUCACACAUUCCAUAUUUUUAAGGUUUGAUUACAGUAGCAGUUGUUGUAGAAGCUGUUUCAACUAUGAUUUUUCAUGCUUCGUUAGUUAUUUCCAGUGGGAUUCGCCAAUGAUUAGGAAUUAGGUAUUAAUGGUGCUCAUUAGAAUGUAAAGAAAACGGUUUACGUUGGGAACAGUUCAAAUUUACCUAUUCUAUAAAUCGUAUGAAUAUACGAAGUGAUAUUUUUCUAUUAAUAAAAAAUAAGAGGUAAGUGUGACAUUGAUUCUCGAAUUGCUGAAUACGAGAAUACGCUCAGAACUCUUGCGAAUUUAAUAGAAAUAGGGACAUACAAUAAGAAUGGAAAGACUGUUUAAUUUAUAAGAGAAUAAAUCGCGUAGUGAUAACAGCCAUACGACAAUUCGUUCGCUCAUAAGAAUACCAAUUCUCGAUAGUUUUUUUGUAUUAACAAAUAAAUAUGUAAUUUCAGACA